Molecule: messenger RNA, 2547 nt
Organism: Ilyonectria robusta
Lineage: Eukaryota; Fungi; Ascomycota; Sordariomycetes; Hypocreales; Nectriaceae
Product: exocyst complex component Sec10-like protein
Exons: 2
Coding region: 1-2547 (848 amino acids)
Biological process (GO): exocytosis; Golgi to plasma membrane transport
Cellular component (GO): exocyst; cytoplasm
Source: RefSeq, a predicted model, not a curated record
AUGGCCAUGGAGCGGUCCGCCUCGAGCACCAAGGGUCUCUUCCCCAAGGGGCCCAGCUUCACCCUUGACGACUUCUCCAACAAGGACUUUAUCGUGCGCGACUUCGUCGACAGCUUGGCUGAGAGCGCUGUACCGCUGAAUCGCCGAUCCGGGAAUUCGCCAACGACAUUCGACCCUAAACCAUUGAUCCGCACCUUCGAGAAUGCCCUAUCCCAGCUCGCACAACUUGGAGAUGAACUCCAGGAGAAGGAGUCGGAGCUUUUUUCCCAGGUGCGCCGCGCCGAAGCCCAGCACGACCAGACGCUCGACACACUGGGUCAUAAGCUCGACCAAUCCAUGAGCUCGUUUGAAGCUCUCGAUCUCUCCCUCAACCAGUCCAAUGCGCAUAGUCACAGUGCCAGCAGUCGCUCAGAUGGUGGAGGAAACAUUGCUGUGCAAAUUGGUGAGAAACUGGAGGACCUCGACAGGAAACGACGUCGCGCUCAGGAUGCCAUCUUCCUGAUCCAGUGCUGGACCGAAGUCAGCGAAACUGGGCGGCUGACGUCGCUCCAAGAUGUCCAGCGCCAGGGCGGCUCUGAGAAUAAAGUGCGCUGUGCUGUCAUUGCUCGACAGCUCAUGCGCAUCAGCCAGCGACUGGAUCCGGCUUCUUGGGGCCAGACCAAUGGUCACAAGAACGGCAAAACGAACGGUGCCUUGCCUCCCACCAGAUCACACAACACCCGCGAGGUUCUCGAAAAGUUCUGCGAGACCUUAGAACAAGACCUCCUCCAGCAAUUCAACAACAGCUACCGUCGGCAGAACUUUGAGGACAUGAUGGAGUGCUCAAAGGUCCUGUACGACUUCAAUGGAGGCGCCAGUGUCAUUGCUGUUUUUGUCAACCAGCACCAGUUCUUUAUUGACCGUGAUCAGCUAUUGACAGACGAAGUUACCAUGGAUGGCGAUACUUGGGAACAGCUUGCUGACCCUGACUCCGAACCUCCGGUGGUUGAACCCAGCUUGCAGUCCCUGGUCGACGAAGUCAAGAUUGUGAUGCAGGAGGAAUCUUUCAUCAUCAAACGCGCAUUUCCGUACUACGAAACCGUCCUCAUCAAAUUUAUUCAGCGAGUUUUCCAGCAGUCAGUUCAGCAGCGACUUGAGAUGGUCUUGGACAAGACCGACACAAUCUCUUCGCUGGCUUUCCUGAGAUCGCUGCAUUCUUCAAGAAGCUAUAUCAGUACGCUAGUUGAAGACCUCAAGUCGCAUGGCUUGACGGAGCAUCCGGAGCCUUGCUCAGCACAAAUAGCCCAAACACUCGACCAGCAAAUGGAGGACCUAUUCGUCCCAUAUCUGAUGGGCAACUCGUAUAUUGAGCGAGAAAGGAAGAGCCUGGACGCAACAUACAGCUCAUUGCUCUUUAAAUUUAGUCUUUAUCACUCCCGGCGGAAGAAGGCGCCCACGGGUUUCAUGGCAUCCCUCGCCCAGCAGGGCACUCAGCUUAUCGCCUCGGCCAAGGACGCCUACAUCGAGCGUCUCGACUCUUCGGAACUGACGGCCACACAAAAGGCCAUGAUGUUACGUGUUGCCGGCUUGCAGGACAAGGACAAUAAAAACGAAAUCGAGGUUACGGAGGAGGACGGCAGACUUAGUGUCGCCAAUGCCAAGCGUAUGCUGAAGUGGCUGGCGGAGAGUGUGCAGCGAACGCUCGAGCUCGGAUCCCAGACUGAUACCCCCAAGGAUGUCAACGUCCUCCUCAACCUGUUGCUCACGAGUAUGGGCCAGGUCUACAUCGAGACUGCGCUCGAUGCGGCACAUGACCAGGUUGUAGCGCUGGAGAAUUCAAAGACAGAGCCAGACUUGUCGUACUUGCCAGGAAUCCGAUCAGCAGUCACCAUUACUAGCGUUAUGGACAGGUUCAUCACGAUUGUUCUCAUCCGUCUUGCGGAAUCUAACACGACAGUUCGGCGGAGCAUGGAGGCACAGAAGAAGGUGGCGAUUGAUAACAUUGAGAAGAAGACAAACAACGUAAUGAAGGGCAGCAUCGAUGUGGUGUCCAAUUGGGUCAUCAAGUCGCUUGGUGGCCAGAGGAAGCAGGACUUCCGACCCAAGGACGGCGAGCUGGAGUCGCUUCAGACGACGACCUGCCUCGGUAUUUGCACGUUCCUGGGCCGUGCCAAUAAGUUCGCCAGCCAGGCCGUCGACGGCCAGAACGCAGAGAAGUUCUUUAGCGAGCUCGCUCUCUCGCUGAUCAAGCUCCUCUUCGAGCACUUCAAGAAGUUCCAGGUCAACGCGACGGGCGGUCUCAUGGUCACGCAGGACAUCGCCAAGUACGUCGCCACUAUGCGCGAGUGGUCGCUGACCAAGGAGGUCGGCACCGCCGUCGAGAUGCUCACCGAGAUCGGCUCCCUCUUCAUCGUCGGACCCGAGGCGCUGCGUGAGAAAUCGAGGACCCUAGCGCCAGGGACCACCGGGAGCAGGGGCAGGUUAUCGAAGGUUGACUUUAGGGCGUUUGUGCAGAAGCGCGACGACUCAGGUACGGUGGGAAUCCAGGGCGUGUUGGCGGGUCUUUGA